Molecule: messenger RNA, 948 nt
Organism: Daldinia childiae
Lineage: Eukaryota; Fungi; Ascomycota; Sordariomycetes; Xylariales; Hypoxylaceae
Exons: 1
Coding region: 1-948 (315 amino acids)
Source: RefSeq, a predicted model, not a curated record
AUGGCAAACCAAACUAUUUUCAUGACCGGUGCGAACGGUUACAUUGGCUCUCGAAUUACCGAGUUCGCUAUCGCCGAAGGUUAUAACGUCGUUGGCUUGUCGCGCUCCGAGACGAGUGACCAGAAGCUUAAGUCACUUGGAGCUUCUUUUGUCCGCGGCGACCUAUUUUCAUACGAUGUCCUAAGAGAGCAGAGCGCUAAGGCGGACAUCGUCAUCCAUCUCGCCGACGCCCUUGCGCAAAAUAUGGACCAGCCUUACUCGAAGGUGGUUGAAAUCGACAACAAGGUCGUAGAUGCCAUCACCGACGGCCUUAAGGGCUCCAACAAGACCUUUCUCGUCACCUCAGGUACUCUAGUCACGGGCGCGGACCCGAACCACGGGGAGACAAACGAGACAUCACCGCUGUGGAGCGAACCCCUCAAUGACCGCAUCGGCUGUGAGACGUAUGCUCUAAAGCAGGCUUCCAAGGGUAUCAGAGUGAUUGCGCUACGUUUAGCCCCAUACGUCUAUGGGCGUGGCGGCAGCGGUGUCCGUCUCUUCAUGAGCUUUGGCGCCCAAGCUGGCGAGCUCGCCUACGUCGACGACGGCUCAGUCAAGACCACUACGGUGCACGUCGACGAUGCCGCCCGCGCAUACCUCCUAGCUAUCAAGAAAGGCCGGGCCGGCGAGGCGUACAAUCUGAGUUACGAGACGGACGUGUCGGCAAAGGAGCUCUACGAAGCCAUGGGUAAAGUCUUGGAUCUCCCGGUUAAGUCUCGGCCCGCCGCCGACGCGAAAGCGACGAUGGGAGAGUUCCUUGCCAGGUUCAUCAGCACGGAGAAUCGAGCGUCUAACGCCAAGGCUAAGGCGGAGCUGGGCUGGGAGCCGAGGGAGAAGAAGAUCAUUGAUGAUAUCCUUAAUGGUUCGUACGUGGAGGUAGCUAAGAGCUUGAAGAAGCCUGCUGCCUGA